Molecule: messenger RNA, 1764 nt
Organism: Limanda limanda (common dab)
Lineage: Eukaryota; Metazoa; Chordata; Actinopteri; Pleuronectiformes; Pleuronectidae
Product: E3 ubiquitin-protein ligase TRIM17-like
Exons: 6
Coding region: 1-1764 (587 amino acids)
Molecular function (GO): protein binding; zinc ion binding
Source: RefSeq, a predicted model, not a curated record
AUGUCUUCACACUUUGCCUUGUUGUCAGAGGAUGGGUUCCAGUGCUCCCUGUGUGAGGAGGUCUUCAGCGACCCGGUCACUACACCCUGUGGUCACAGCUUCUGUAAGAGCUGCCUCAGCGAGCACUGGGACGGCAGCGAGCUGUGCCACUGCCCAACUUGUAGUAAGAGAUUCCACGUGAGGCCCGAGGUCUCCACGAACACGGUCAUCCAGGAGAUCUCCGUCCAGGUGAAGAGGAGAAAAGUGGAGACAACUGAAAGCUUCGGUGAGCCUUCUCACGUCAAGUGUGAUGUGUGCACAGAGCUGAAGCUGGAGGCCAUGAGGUCGUGCCUGGUGUGUCUGACCUCGUUCUGUGAGCUCCACCUGGAGCCGCACCUGAGAGUUCCCUCCCUGAUGAGACACAGGCUGGUCCACCCGCUGGAGAACCUGGAGGAGAGGAUGUGCAAGAAGCACGAGAGGAUCCUGGAGCUCUUCUGCCGACACGAGGGUGAAUUCAUCUGUCUGCUGUGCAGGGAGACGGAGCACAAAGAGCACGAGACUGUGACGCUGGAGGAGGAAGGAGCUCGGCAGAAACAAAAUAUUGAGUCCAAAAAAGCAGCGAUAAAAAAGAUGAUUGAGGAAAGAGUGGAAAAGACAAAGGAAUUCACCGAUUCCUCUGGAAUGAGCAGAGAGAAAGCUCACAAAGAGAUGGACCGCGGCGAUCAGCUCUUCAGUGCUUUGAUCAGUCAAGUACAAAGUCUGCAAACAAAACUAAAAUCAAACAUAGAAGCAAAGCUCACAAAAUCUCAAGAGAAAGACAAAGCAGUGAUUCAAGAUCUGCACGAAGAAAUCAGCGAACUGCAGAGGAGGCACUCGGAGCUGGAGGAGCUUUCACAGGAAGACGACUCCCUUCAGCUUCUGCAGACUUUGCAGGCCCUGAGCAACGUGUUGGACAUGAAGAACUGGUCAAACAUCCGGGUUUACUCGGACCUGUGUGUGCAGAGCCUGAGGAGAGCCGUGUCCCGGCUCGUGCUCUCGUUCCAAGCAGAACUCAGAGCUCUGACAAAAACAGAACUGACCAGAAUGAGACAAUAUAAAGAGUCGGUGCUGUUUGACGGAUCCACAGCUGGCGCCGGCCUGGUGGUGACGGAGCAGGGGAAACGCCUGAAGUACGUGAAACCUACGAGCCCCUCGUGGUGCGACGGCUCAGGGAGGUUCGACCGUCCCGCGGCCUGUGGGACGAGAGGCUUCAGCUCCGGACGACACUACUGGGAAGUCCAAGUGGGCCGUAGAAACGACUGGGAUGUUGGUGUUGCCAAGGAAACGGUAACCAGAACAGGGAGUGUCCCUCUGAAAGCAGAGAAUGGAUUCUUCACCAUUGGAAAGAGGCGCUGUGAUUAUCAAGUCAACCAUUUCGAAAAAGCUCUCAACCUGUGUCCUCAGCCGAGAAAUGUCGGCAUUUAUCUGGACUAUGAAGAAGGACGAGUCUCUUUCUAUGAUGUAGAUCAAGAGUUGCACAUUUACUCUUUCACGGGAAAGACUUUCACAGGGACACUGCUCCCAUACUUCUACCUGUGCAGCUGGAUGAAGAAAUCCGAGGCCUUGGUCAUAACUCAUAUCUUCGAUGAAGCAGUUGUGCUUCAGUACUUUGAAAAGUUAAAGAAGGCCAGAACAGCAAAAAAGUUGUUGGAAGGUCAAAAGCUCCAAACCCCAGCGAGGUCAACUGAGGUCAAACCCUCUGAAACCAACGCCAGCCCAGAUCUGUGCAUCACUGCCGUGGAAUAG